AUGUCGUGUAUGCCUUGGUUGCCAGAGGCACGGUGGUUCUGGCGGAGUUCAGUGCCGUCACCGGCAACACAGGCGCCGUCGCUCGUCGGUUACUCGAGAAGCUUCCUACCGAAUCGGAUUCCAGACUUUGCUUCUCUCAAGAUAGAUAUAUCUUCCACAUACUCCGAUCCGAUGGCCUCGCUUAGUUCAUCUAUUAAGAGAUUCAAUUGUGUUGCGGAGAGGUGUUCUUCAGAGGUUUUUCUGGCUUCUGUUGAGUGUUUGGAACUGAUCAGGCUUGAUACUGCAAAUUAUGCAACCGCGUUAGAAGCAGAAUCAAACAGAGGCUUCAUUCAAUUGGCAUCUGAGGAACAUGGUGUGGCACCGUGUCUGAUGCUGUCAUUGCUUUUGAAUGACACUUUUCCGUAA
Molecule: messenger RNA, 405 nt
Organism: Vicia faba (fava bean)
Lineage: Eukaryota; Viridiplantae; Streptophyta; Magnoliopsida; Fabales; Fabaceae
Source: the annotation of a GenBank genome assembly